Messenger RNA from Rhodotorula toruloides NP11, 741 nucleotides. Its product is annotated as SNF7 family protein, charged multivesicular body protein 2A. Gene Ontology annotation, cellular component: multivesicular body; ESCRT III complex. Gene Ontology annotation, biological process: late endosome to vacuole transport; protein transport; endosome transport via multivesicular body sorting pathway. Lineage: Eukaryota; Fungi; Basidiomycota; Microbotryomycetes; Sporidiobolales; Sporidiobolaceae. The coding region runs from base 1 to 741 and encodes 246 amino acids. The record is from RefSeq and is a predicted model, not a curated record. The transcript is spliced from 5 exons.
AUGAACAUCGUGGAGACGCUCUUUGGACGGACGAAGACGCCGGCCGAGCGGUUGCGGCAACACCAGCGCGCGCUGCAAAAGGCGCAGCGAGAGCUGGACAGGGAGAGGAGCAAGCUCGAGCAACAGGAGAAGAAGCUCAUCAUGGACAUCAAGAACGGGGCGAGGAAGGGAGAGAUUGGCUCGUGCAAGGUCAUGGCGAAGGACCUCGUCCGAACACGGCGAUACGUCUCCAAAUUCUACACCAUGAAGACGCAGCUGCAGGCGGUCUCUCUGCGGAUUCAGGGGAUGAGGAGCAAUCAGCAGAUGGCCGAGGCGAUGAAGGGAGCGACAAAGGCCAUGUCCCUCAUGUCCCGCCAGCUCAACCUCCCGCAAAUCCAGCGCAUCCUGCAAGACUUUGAGAAAGAGUCGUCGAUGAUGGACAUGAAGGAGGAGAUGAUGGGCGACGCGAUCGACGAUGCGAUGAAGGAUGAUGUGGGCGAGACGGAGGAGGAAGAGGGAGACAGGAUCCUCGAGGAGGUGUUGGCGGAGAUUGGCGUUAGCGUCGGUCAGCAGCUCGGCGAAGCACCGACCGCACUCCCCGCCUCGAAAGUCUCCGAACCAGGCGUUCGUCGCGCAGUCGCAGUCGGCGAGUCGGCUGGACCUUCUCUUGGUGGCGGAGCAGCGAGCAGCGCAGGACCAGCAGGUGGAGACGCUGGAUUGGAUGACCUGCAGGCGAGGUUGGACAACCUGAGGCGGGAUUGA